UUUUUGACAGUUUCUUAGCGGCGGAGGGAGAAGGUCAGUCUGCUGCGACCGGGCUGGGCUGGGGCCGAGGCGCUCCCCGGAGGACGAAGUUCUUCUCACCGGACGCCUCCCCGCCGGCACCAUGUCCCGGGACCCCGAGGAGGUGAACAAGCUGACGGAAAGCACCUACAAAAAUGUUAUGGAACAGUUCAAUCCAGGACUGAGGAAUUUAAUAAAUCUGGGAAAGAACUAUGAAAAAGCUGUUAAUGCUAUGGUAGUGGCUGGAAGAGCAUAUUAUGAUAGCCUUGCAAAGAUUGGGGAUAUAUCGGCUGAUUCUCCAGUUUCUAAAGAAUUAGGCCAAGUUCUGGUAGAAAUUUCAAGAACACACAAGAAACUCAAUGACAGCCUAGAGGAGAGUUUCAAAAAAUUUCAUAAAGAAAUUAUAUCUGAACUGGAGAAGAAAACAGACCUGGAUGUGAAAUACAUGAAUGCAACUUUAAAAAGGUACCAAACUGAACACAGAAGCAAAUUAGAUUCUUUAGAGAAGUCUCAGGCUGAGCUGAAAAAAAUCAGGAGGAAAAGCCAAGGAGCACGAAAUGUAAUGAAAUAUGAGCACAAAGAAAUGGAGUAUUUGGAAACAGUGAGCUCUCGACAGAGUGACAUUCAGAGGUUUAUUGCAGAAGGCUGCAGAGAAGCUCUCCUUGAAGAAAAAAGAAGGUUCUGUUUUCUGGUUGACAAGCACUGCAGCUUUACCCAGCACAUGCACUUCUAUCACAUUCAGUGUGCGGACUUCCUGAAAUCCAAGCUGCCUGGGUGGCAGGAGAUCUGCAGUGAUGCUACCAAAGUGCCUGAAAAAGUCAGAAUGAUGAUAGAUGAAAUAAGGACACCUGGUUCCACCCCAGUAUCAGGAACUCCACUGCCUUCACCAAUGAUAGAGAGAAAUACCCUGAUUGGACAUGAUUUUUAUCCUCACCAUGAGAAUGCAGCGAAGGUGCCCCCUGCUCCGACAGGCAGGGCCUACACCAGCCCUUUAGUUGAUAUGUUCAACAACCCUGCAACAGUUCCCAAGGCGUCUUCUGAAAAGCUAAAUAAUUCAGCAGAGAGUUCAGAUGAUGCCAGUUUAUCGCGUUCGACUUCUGUUGCCACAGGACUAAAUAUAAUGAAAAGGCAAAAAGUAAAGACGAUCUUCCCACAUACUGCUGGAAGUAACAAGACGUUGCUUAGCUUUGCACAGGGGGAUAUCAUCACCCUUCUUGUAGCUGAGGAAAAGGAUGGCUGGCUUUAUGGGGAACACGAGACAACCAAAGUAAAAGGAUGGUUUCCAUCAUCAUAUACGAGACCACUGGAAGAACCAGCAGAAGAAAAACCAUUUGCCCCAGUGCCAAGCCCUACACCAAUCCGAAGUAUUAGUUCUGUAAAUCUUGUGGAAAAAGGUGAUGUUGUCCUCCCACCACCAGACUACCUGGGGUCUUUGCAAACAGAGAAGAGAAUGGAGCCUUCCAAAGGUGCUGCUGUUAAAACACCAACUGACAGACCAGAAAAUGCUGGCCCGAAACCUGACAUGAAUGGCAUUAUAAAACCACCUUUUCUAAGUGGAGAAAAUCCUUUUGCAACUGUGAAACUCAGACCAACAGUAACAAAUGACAGAUCAGCACCGAUUAUCCGAUGAAUGUACAGUCCAUGCACAUGUGCUUCCUCCUUAGAAACACCAUUUUCAGUAAUAAUUGCUAUCUAAACUUGUUCCAAGAAUUUAUUUAAAUGUAAUUACUGUACAAUAGAAGCAACCUGGAAUGGAUUUCUGAUUUAUUUUUUAAACCUGUACUUUCUAAUGAGGUAACUGCUUUGGGCUAAUGUUUGAGCACUUUGGCUUGAUUUUACAGUAUGCCUUUUUGUAGUAGGAAUUGUGAAAAUACUGGGGCUAGUUUGGAUUCUCUAGUGAACCAGUGUAACUAAUAGCUCACAGAUCUGAUUCUUUGGCAUUCGUUAUUUGGAAACUGCAAUGGUAAGUUCUAGAACACAAGCCUGCAUAUGCCACUUAGUAAAUAAGAAAAAGAUUAUUUCCCUCCCCCCCCCAACAGAACAAUGUAACAACUGCCUUAUUCUGGAAUAGAGAAUCACCUGUAUAAAGUGAUGAUUCAUUAUUUUGUUUAAGAAAGACACCUUAGGUUAUAAAUAAAUAUUUAUCCUGUAAGAAUAGACAGUUUGUAAUGCUUUGCUUAAUGUUCAGAUACAAAUUUUCAAGUGUUAAUAUCAACCCAUUUUAAGUCUGAUGUUGUACUGUCAACACAUUCUUCAAUGGUAAUUUUUUCUUUAAAACAUGUUGUCAAACUUUAGUCUUAUAAAGAGUCAUAA
Strigops habroptila (Kakapo) is the source of this 2331-nucleotide messenger RNA. RefSeq names its product BAR/IMD domain containing adaptor protein 2 like 1 (gene BAIAP2L1). Gene Ontology annotation, molecular function: protein binding. Gene Ontology annotation, biological process: positive regulation of actin filament polymerization; actin crosslink formation; actin filament bundle assembly. The transcript has 14 exons. Bases 122 to 1648 code for a protein of 508 amino acids. Gene Ontology annotation, cellular component: cytosol; nucleoplasm. The record is from RefSeq and is a predicted model, not a curated record. Lineage: Eukaryota; Metazoa; Chordata; Aves; Psittaciformes; Psittacidae.